AUAAAACUUGAUGCUAUACGCUAUAGAAUGUUAAUACUAGAAAUCCUUUUUUUGUUACAGAUUCAGCAUGGCACGUCUGAAUUUUCUUGUGGUGGUACUAUGCCUGAUUGCAACUGUACCAAUUUUGGGGACUAGGGGAGAAGAGGAUAACCCAUUAUUAAAUUUAGCAUCUUCCUUCCUCCAAAAUAUGGGAAAUGGUGACAACGGUGGUAAUGGGUUGGGAGCUCUAGGAAGUAUCAUGGGAGCUUUGAUGCAAGGUGAUAAUGCUAAAAACCUGGGUGCUAUGUUUGGACAGAAUGGGGAUUCGGGAAAUAACGCCGGCGAUGUGUUAUCAGGAAUCGGUAGUUUACUAGGCGGGCAAGACGGCAAAAUAGAUCCUGCUUUGAUUGGUUCCGUGUUAUCGAUGUUUAGUCAACAAACUGCUAAUAAUGAUCAGCCUAAAAGAGAAAAGAGGCAAAUUAAGGAAGAAGUUAAACAGCAAAAUAAAGAGGAAGUUAAGCAGCAAAAUAAGGAGGAAAACGAUAUCAAUUUAGGAAGUAUUCUAAAUCUUGCAUCCGGACUGUUGGGAAACCAAAACGUGGCCAGUUUACUGCCAAUCAUAAUGAACACUAUGAAUUCUUUCUCUGAACCAGAGACUAAUAAACGCGCAAUAGAGCAUAGAGAUCAUUCUUCGUUCCUACCACCCUAUUUAGAGAAGGCCCAUUUGUAUUGGGAUCUAUUCAUCAAUUCUGAACUUGGGAAGACUAUCUGGGAAAAAUCUGGACUGAGAAAAGCGACGAAAGCUUUUACCGGCCCUGAUGGUAGAUUGAGCUUCGAAAUGAUGUUCAAGAGUUUCGAGAAUCAUUCGUUCAGAAGGCAUUGGAUCAAGACGGCAACAAAAUACCUGACGGACACAUUUAUCCAGAUGUCGAAACCGGAAGUUUAUCAAAAAUAUCUUGGUACAACACAAUAUAUUCUCAACGGAUUCCUGAGUGCACAAGGGCUCCCGAAUAGCAUACACUUCGAUAUGAAACAACCAGAGAUGUCCAUUACAAGGCUCAUCAACUAUGCAUUGAAAAAGUAUAUGGAUAUCGAUACUGACGUAUCAGCUUACGUGAAACCUGGUGUUGAUUAUUUAAGGCAAAUGCUAAAAAUGGCGAAAACUGCAUCACAUAACCUUGCGACUCGCGAUGAUUACAACGCACUUACUGAUCGCCUCACAGACACCCUGAAUCUCCAAGUCAUUGAACCUGUACUUAGAGUAUACAGGGCCUAUAAACAUUCUAUUCAAGCACCUCACUGCCAAGAACACCUCAUGUGCUUGGUGAACAAACAUAAUGAAAAAGACAAAAGAGACUUCCCCGGCCUUAAAGAAGGUCUGACGAAAAUCAGCAGUAUCAUCGCAUCAGCUGCGCUGAGCUAUCAAGACGGUAAAGGAUUCUGGGAUCUCUACCACGCUGUAGAAAGCAAAGCCGAUUGCGAGGAUGCUUAUCCAGCUGACUGUGCAGCAUUCCACGAACAUGAACAAAAGGUGACCACAGAGGUUUAUCACACGGAAUUAUAAUAUAUUUUUAAUAAGACUUAUAUUUGGUAACCAUUGAUUAUUUAAAGCAUAAAUAAUAUAUAAGAUAAACAAAUACAAUUUUGGAUUACGUUUAAUAUACAAAUAUUUUUUUAUGAAACAGAAAUAUAUUGUUUUACGUCCCGAAUCCAGGGUGUCUAUGUUGUAGGAUAGCAUUAAAUAUGGAUAACUUAUACAGUACUUAAAUAAUAAAGUAUGAAUUAUUUAUUAUAAGAUACAUAUUAUAGUAUGUAAACUAAAUCUCGAUGACUGUCCUAAUUAUUUGUACUUAAUGUAUUUUAUUUCGUGAUACAAGUAAACAUUAAGUGAAUAAAUAAUGUAUUAGCAUUAAUGAGGUUAUAUAGUUAAUAUUAUUGCAAUAUUAUUUACGUUAGUAUUUAAAUAAAUAUAUGCAACUAGCAAAGUAACAUUUAUGUUAUAUGAAAUAGGUGAUUAGAUUUGCUGGACAUUGGUGCUAAAUAAUAUUUUUAUUUAUUUUCAAACUUAUAAGCAUCACUUAUAAGCAUAAUCUGACAUAUAAUAAUAACAAAUAAUAUCUAUCUGACAUCUUGUGAACUAUCUCUAUAAAUAAAAAAUCUUUCUCGAUUCAUUUGUAAUUUUAGAGUAAUAACAACAAAUUAUAUCUUUGUAAUUACUAAAACUAAACUAUUUAAACUUAAAUUGUUUAAAUUAACAAAAUUACAAUAGCUGACGCAAUUAAUAUAAAAUGAGUACGAUGACUCGUACAUAGCUACUUAAUUUACAAUUAAGUUGACACACCACAAUCUUUUCUACCUUUUUCUUCAUAAUUCUAUACUUGGUUGUGAAUAUAUGUAAAUAUCUAUACAGCGUUUCUGUAUCUAUUCUAAUAUUAAGUAUUUAAGAAGUUGUACUUUAAAUAAGUAAUGAAAUAAAAGACUUCGAAUUAAUAUAUUAUUUAUUUUUGUUCAAUCGUAUUGGAAGAAACGAACAUGCCUUCUUAACAAACAUUUAGAACAUUGACUAGAACAGAAAUGACUAAAUUAAUUUGUGUUAUGAUUUAUUGUUUGAAAACAGUUUUAUAUAUUUAUAUUUAUUGAAAUGCAAUUACUUUUUAAAAUUUCAUAAAUAAUUAUCAUUUAAUUAAACUAACAUCUGUGAAGCAAACUAAAAAUAUUUGCGCAAGCGCCAUUACUUUGAUCUAAAUAUUAUCUUUUAACAAUUUAAGUCUAAAUUAUCAUUAUGUAAUAGUGUCCUCCAGCGACUUCGUCCACGUUUUCCACUAUUUCUUCG
Diatraea saccharalis (sugarcane borer) is the source of this 2812-nucleotide messenger RNA. The record is from the annotation of a GenBank genome assembly. Lineage: Eukaryota; Metazoa; Arthropoda; Insecta; Lepidoptera; Crambidae.